Thalassophryne amazonica is the source of this 2684-nucleotide messenger RNA. It is a transcript of the gene ccnk, whose product is annotated as cyclin K. Gene Ontology annotation, biological process: positive regulation of DNA-templated transcription, elongation; regulation of transcription by RNA polymerase II. Bases 143 to 1825 code for a protein of 560 amino acids. The transcript is spliced from 11 exons. NCBI's taxonomy places the organism in Eukaryota, Metazoa, Chordata, Actinopteri, Batrachoidiformes, Batrachoididae. Gene Ontology annotation, cellular component: nucleus; cyclin/CDK positive transcription elongation factor complex. The record is from RefSeq and is a predicted model, not a curated record. Gene Ontology annotation, molecular function: cyclin-dependent protein serine/threonine kinase activator activity.
UGCAAUUACGUCACGUGUGACGCGCACCGUAAUGGUGGUCCUAUUUUAUGUGCUUCACACUGGAGACUAUUGUUGAUAAUUUGUUAAUUUACUGCGGAUGAUAAUGACUUAUUUUUACUGAGUCAAUUAUUCCGGAAGCCACAUGUUAAAGUCUAGUGCAGCGGGUCCAUCCAGUGUGGCCUCUCCUCAGCCAAUGAAGGAUGCCAAGGAGAACUUGUCAAUGGCUGGCCAAGCCAUUUUGGACCACAUCAAGCCAUGCUGGUACUGGGACAAGAAGGACUUGGCCAACACCCCAUCUCAGUCUGAGGGCUUGGACCCUGGUACAGAAGCUCGGUAUCGGAGAGAGGGUGCACGCUUCAUAUUUGAUGUGGGAACCCGACUUGGCCUACAUUACGAUACACUGGCAACUGGCAUCAUAUAUUUCCAUCGCUUCUACAUGUUCCACUCCUUCAAGCAGUUUCCCAGAUAUGUGACAGGCGCUUGCUGCCUUUUCCUGGCUGGCAAAGUGGAGGAAACCCCAAAGAAGUGUAAAGACAUCAUCAAAACGGCUCGCAUUUUACUAAAUGAUGUGCAGUAUGCCCAGUUUGGAGAUGACCCAAAGGUGCAGCAUUCAUCACCCUGUUGUCUUGACACAGAAGAAGUGAUGGUGUUGGAAAGAAUCUUGCUGCAGACUAUCAAAUUUGACCUGCAGGUGGAGCACCCGUACAUGUUCCUGCUCCGCUAUGUCAAGCAGCUCAAAGGUGACAAGAAUAAAGUGUGUAAAGUGUUGCAAAUGGCCUGGACUUUUGUCAAUGACAGCCUCUGCACCAUGCUGUCUCUGCAGUGGGAGCCAGAGAUCAUCGCGGUGGCUGUCAUGUACCUGGCUGGCCGUCUCUGUAAGUUUGACAUCCAGGAAUGGACAGCCAAGCAGUCGUCGCGCCGCUGGUGGGAGCAGUUUGUCCAGGAUGUCCCAGUUGAGCUGCUAGAAGAUAUUUGCCACCAGAUCCUGGACCUGUACUCUCAGGGCAACAAGCCCAUCCCUCAACAGAUCCAGGAGAAGGAGCGGUUCCCAGCUCCUCCUCUCCCUAUUCCUCCAGCAGCACAGAGUCAACCGCCAGCCCCCAACCCGCCUCCCCCUCCGCCGAAGAAGACCUCCCCUCCUGUUGGCAGCCCUGCUCGCCAGCCCAAACGACCACACACUUCUCCAAAAGAUGAACCAAAGGCUCCAGAACAAGUUGGAUCAAAGAUACCUCGACUUGAGAGCCCGAUGCCGCCGCUUCCUACGCCACAGCCUCCGCCAGACCGCAAAGCCCCCGCACCUGCCCCUCCCACGGAGGCAGAACCAGGAAGCGAGUCUGCACCGCCUCCCCCACACGCACCGCCUCCCCAUCAGCCGCCUCCCCUCCCCCACCGCCCUCCUCCGCCUCCCCCCUCCAACUACAUCAUGUCCACCAGCAGCUCCUACAUGUCUGGGGAGGGUUUCCAGAACCUGCAGUCCAUGAUGAAGACAGAGGCUCCCUCUUACACCCCGAUCCCUCCCAGCUACGCGCCGCCGAUGCCACCAUACCACCCCCACGUCUAUCCCCCACCCACAGCACCACCCCCAGGCCCUCCUCCUCCUCCCCCCUCCAGUUACCCACCUCCCAAUUUACCUCCAACCUAUCCACCGCCAGGCUACAACAGCUAUCCGCCGCCUCCUCACAUGCCGCCAGGUCAUGGACCGCCUCCAGGCAUCGGCCUGCCUGCUGGGUACCCGCCUCCUCCCCCAGUGCCCCCUGGACAGUCACAGGUGCCCCUCCCUCCUCCACCUGGCAUGCCGCUGAACCGUGGCGGUUGGAUGAGAUGAAGAUGUGUAGGAGUUUAACUGAGCCUCAACCAGAGAUGGAUGACAAGUGGACGCCAGGAACUUUAAUAAAAACUGGCCAAUAAAUCUACACCUGAAAGCAAGAGCGGCCUCAAAAAUCUGCAGUGUUUCUGAAAUAAUUGGCUGAAACAUCAGUUAUUCUUUUUGUGCCCAAUUCAUGGAGCUAUAAAAUUCUGUCCUCCCACCUUUUUGUUUUUGUUUUAAAGCAGAAAAUAUAAGCACCCUCAAAUAUCUCUCCAAAAAUCUUUUUUUUUUUUUUUUCCUGUGGUCAAAUUGCUGAGUGUGGGAGGACAAAGUGUUCUUUUAAGUUUUUGUUGUGGUUUGUUUUAAGUUUGCCAUCAGAGGGACUCCUGUCAUUUUCUUUAAAACGAGAAAUCUGAGUAUUUCUGCCUCCAUUUGAUCCUUUUGUCAACGUUCCUACAUUUUUUUUUUUUGCAAGGAGCGAUAUUAAGCGGAAUCAGCUCACAGUGGGAUAGUUUGGAAAAUAACAUGGAAAUUAAGAUACUGUGCAGUUUUUUUUUUUUUUUUUUUUUUUUUUAUGAAAACACACACAGGGUGUUUGUUUCCUGUGAAAGUUGUGUUUUACUUUGGAUCUUUUCCACUUUGCUGUUUUUCUUUAUUAAAUGCAGGUAUUGGAGAGAACCUGUAAUAAAACAUACUUUGUCAAACACUGGGCAGUCUAAGACUAUAUGUGCAUGUAUGCCUUAUUUUCUAAAGAUUUUGGAUCUGUAUGCAUCUUUGUCAGGCUUCUCUUUAACAUAUUCAUAUGUGUCUGCACUCAGCUUUGUCUCUAAAUUGCAAUUAGGACAAUAAAAACCUGCCUAUCUUACUUUAAACUGAA